This is a messenger RNA of Brugia malayi, 219 nucleotides long. RefSeq lists its product as uncharacterized. The transcript has a single exon. The coding region runs from base 1 to 219 and encodes 72 amino acids. The record is from RefSeq and is a predicted model, not a curated record. Lineage: Eukaryota; Metazoa; Nematoda; Chromadorea; Rhabditida; Onchocercidae.
AUGUACUUUAAUUCUUUGUAUGUUCAGCUUAUUUCUACCGAAUCCGCCAGAAGUUUGGUGAGAGUUAAUGCAAACGAAUGCAAACACUGGAUAACCGGUAUAUUUUAUUUUGAAUGGUCAAACUCGUCAGUUACACUGGCAUCUAACAAAAUCAAUAGCCGCUUUGAUCGGCUUCUUCCGGAUUAUCUUCGUGAUACAGUGGAAUGGAUAACCAAGUAA